CAUAUUUAGGAGUACCCAUUUUGCACCACUCUCUCUCUCUCUCUCUCUCUCUCUCUCUACUGGUAUUGAGUUUGGAGAUAAUAAUAAUGAGGAAGCCUUGCUGUGAUAAAGAAGACACUAACAAAGGAGCAUGGACAAAGCAAGAAGACCAGAAGCUCAUAGAUUACAUUCGAGCUCAUGGUGAAGGUCACUGGCGAACCCUCCCCAAGGCUGCUGGGUUGCACCGGUGCGGUAAAAGUUGCAGGCUGAGAUGGAUAAAUUAUCUAAGGCCAGACAUAAAAAGGGGCAACUUUGCACAAGAUGAAGAAGAUCUCAUCAUCAGGCUCCAUGCCCUCCUUGGCAACCGGUGGUCAUUGAUAGCUGGAAGGUUACCCGGGCGUACCGACAAUGAAGUAAAGAAUUACUGGAAUUCUCACAUAAGGAGAAAGCUGAUAAGAAUGGGUAUCGAUCCGAACAACCAUCGGUUGAACCAAAACCUUUCUUCUCCACAAAAUCAGAACACUUCUACUGAUCUUAUCACAUCAUCAGCAUCUGGAUCCAUGGAGAAUAAUGAGUCUAGGCCAUCAAAAACUCACGCCGACAACGACCGAGUUUCUGAUGCUGCAAGUUGCCUUGAAGAUGAGGCAUUAGGCUCACAAAACUUGAAUCUUGAUCUUUCCAUUGCUGUUCCUUCUCCUUCAUCUCUUUCUCCUUCGCUUAUCGAAAAGAAGCUACAAAAUGGUGAGUCCAAAAUGAUGGAAGAAUUCGGAAGUGACCUGUGUCCUACCCUUCUUCUAUUUACAUGACUCGAUAUAUCAUUACUUCGAGCUAAAAGUAAUGUGUUAGAACUAGAUUUAGUUGUGCUGAUCGAAAACUCCUGCAACAUGGUACUGCGGUGCACUGCAGAGGAUCUUGAGUAUCGACUCAAUGCUAGUUAAUUAUGGGCUAUAUAUGUACGUUCUUGGCUAAUGUUUGUGGUAAUUAAUUAAACUGGCAAAAGCAAAGAGCUAGUACCAUUGAUUAGAAGGUCUCUUGUGUUGAAGGACAAUAUAUAGAACAUGUCUAUGUUCUGAUAUAUAUGUAUUUAAGCUAGAAAGACAUUGGAAUUUAGAGAGUAGAUAGAGGUCAUCUGAGGGAUUAGAUCUCUUCAUGUAAUCAGUUAAUUUUUUUUUAUAGCUUGUUAACUGUUGCAGUAGCUCUCUAGAGAGGAUAUAAACAUAGAGUAACUCUUUCAUUCAUAUAUGAGAGAUCUUGAGAUGUAUACAAUAAGUUGGGAUGAAGAAUAUGUCUUGUAGCUUAAUUUGGCCUUUGAUUGUAAAGCUAGUGGAAGGAUGGUGUUAAAAUCUUGAUUAUUAAUAAUAAUUUCUAUAUAUUAUGAUUUUACAA
Molecule: messenger RNA, 1365 nt
Organism: Cornus florida
Lineage: Eukaryota; Viridiplantae; Streptophyta; Magnoliopsida; Cornales; Cornaceae
Product: MYB-like transcription factor 4
Exons: 3
Coding region: 87-785 (232 amino acids)
Source: RefSeq, a predicted model, not a curated record